GCAGCCGCGGGGGCGCGCGUGGCUUGCGCUUAAAAGGCGAGAGAUCGCGGUCCGCAAGGUUUUUCCUCGACAGAUCCUGCCGCAGUCCGUUCCCUCCCGCUCCGCCUGCUUCAGUCUGCUCCACCGCUGCCAGCAUCUCAGCCGUGCCCUGUGCCUGCCGCCUCCAGGUCCCGCGCCGCGGCCCGCCCUCUGCGACCCCUGCUGCGAGGUAACGCGUCCCGGACCGAGCCCCUGUGGGUGUGGCCCGGGCUCGCUUGCGCCCCGUCGCCCUGUCGCCGCACUUUGGUCGCCUCCUGCGCCCCCCUCCUCAUUUCGGCCUCCUCCCGCCGUCCCUAUAACUCCCUGCCCCCAACCGCGGGACACUCAAAGCCCCAGGAACUAGUCACGAUGUCAGAGGCGGCGGGAAAUCUCAAUAGCCUCCUCUUGGCGAAUGUGGCCCUGCGAGAGGAGUUAAAUGCUCUUCGAGGAGAGAAUGCCCACCUGGGCCUGCAGCUCGGAAGAGCCCUGGCCGAGGUUAAUUCCUUGCGGGGCUACGUCCACUGGCAGGGGCCCAUAGUGCCCGUCCUUGACGAGGAGAACUUUGAGUUACUGCUCAGUGAGACCGAUCCCGCUCCCGAGGAGGAGGUGCCUUUCCUGUGCUGGCCUCCUCCUCGCACAGAUCCCGAGUAUGUCUCAGACGAUCUUUUGAUUAACGUGGUCCAGGACUAUACCAAUCCCGACGGGUCCACUGACCCUCCUCUGUCACCCGGCCUGUCCCAGGCGGAGCUGCACUUCCCCGCGUCAAAGGAGCCACCCCUACAGGCCCUUCUGCCACCGCUGGAGCGGCCAGACAUAGAACCCUUUUCAGGCGACCCAGUCUACCUGGCUGAAUUUCUGAUGCAGCUAGAGACUUUCAUAGCAGAUCACGAGGAUCACUUCCCUGGGGACGCGGAACGGGUGGCCUUUUUGAUUUCUUUUUUCACAGGGGAAGCGAGAGACUGGGCUAUCUCAGUCACUCAGGAAGGAAGCGCCUUGCAUGACAACUUCCCGCGCUUCCUCGAUGAAAUCCGUAAGGAAUUCUGUGGCCCCAUCCCCUCACGCGUGGCUAAAAAGGCCAUCCGUAAGCUGAAACAGGGAGACUGUACCCUGGGCAGCUAUGCAGACGCUUUCCAAUUCUUGGCCCAGUUCUUGUCCUGGGAUGACUGUCGCCUCCAAAACCAGUUCCUCAAAGGCUUGUCAGAAUUUUUCCGAAAGGAACUCUUAUGGUCAACUGAAAUGGCAGACCUGGAUGAGCUGAUUCUUGAGUGUGUGGAGAUAGAAAGGAAAGUGCGUGUCCCCAAGCCAGUCCCACUCCCAGAAAUCCAAGAUAGCUUCUGCCCUUUUGCUCCAGUUCUUAACGAGGAUGAAAAUGAAGGUGUGGAGUGCUAUUGUGAGAAUGAGGAUGAGGGUGACGAGGCAGGCGGGCACAGGCUUUAUCUGAUGGACCAGAGGAUGCACAUGAAGGCUUUCUCACAAGAGCUGAGGGAGGAGGAAGAGGAGGAGGAGGAGGAGGAGGAGGAGGAGGAAGAGGAGGAGGAGGAGAUGAGGAGAGAGGAAGAAGAGAUGGAGGAUGAGGAAGAUGAGGAUGAGGAAGAGGAGUAUGAGGAUGAAGAUGAGGAGGAGGAGGAAGAAGAAGAGGAGGAAGAAGACAAGGAGGAGGAGAUGAAGAAGAAUGAGGAUGGUGGUGAGAAUAAGUAUGAGGAGGAAGAUGGAAUUGAGGUUAGGGUCCUGGAGCUAGAACAGGAGCGAGGGAGAGAGGAGAUCCAGCAUGAGCAUGUGUAUGUGCACGACUACACGCCUGUACACAUGCAUGCACUUGCUGCCCACCAUCAUGGCCUACAUGGAGAGCUGGUGGAGAUGGAAGAACCUGUCCUUGUUGACAGUUCAACCCAGACCGUUAGCUCUGCGAUAGGCUUCCAUGCUGAGAAUUACCUGGGUGUAUCACCUGCCAUAAUACAUUCUAGCAGACAGAGGAACCAGAAUGGAGUCCCACUUCUGGAGGGUCUUCCAGAUACCAAUUCUCCCUUCUACAGCUCACCACCACCACUGAUUCACCAUGCAGGUCACUUGGGGCAACACCAAAUGCAGAGACACCCCUCAGUGCUAUUCUGCCUCACUCCUAGACAGGGGGGCCACCGAGCUCAAGGCCGAAUUCGCGUGUGAAUGCUGGGGUGAGUUGGCCACGGGGAACACACCCUUCUACUGCAUCCCUUGCCCCUUGCCAUUGCUGCUUUACCUGCCCCAUCUACUGACCAGGCCUUAAGAAAGCUCCAGGCCUGAAGAACUCUAAGAAGACUUGCAGAAUUCCAGACUGUUUUGCAACCACGACCAGAGAGUAAAAUAGGCCCAACCAAGGCCAUCUAGGAAAGGAGAAGUCACUGUCCUCUUGCCAUGAACUGCUCAGUCCUCGCACAAGUUGGAGAGCAAGUGUCUGGGCCUGUUCUUGUCAAUGCACUGGUCACCUUUGUUUUCUCCUCUAGUGGUUCCCAGUCGUUGCCUCUCCUGUGUGUCUUUGCCCUGUGUGCCACAGUUUUAUCCUGACGGGCUCAACAGGACUUCACCCAAUGCCUCACUGAUCUGCCCCAGUGACCUAAAGGGCAGGCUACAUUAAACUCUUGAUGCCACUGAGGCUACUUGCUGGACAACGAGCAGGAUGGCACCAAGAAAUAUAUACUUGCCUUGUUUCCAGCAGAAGGGCCUGAAAGGGGAGUGUGCGCCUAGUGCAGUGAGAAAUAAAGCCACGCGUGCAAUGGACCGCUUGACGGAGAUUUGCUCUCUCUGGCUGAUGGUGGCAAACUGACUCCACUUUGAGGGCUGGGUUGACCUUCCCUCAGACUCCUGCACCAGGACACUCAGAACAGGCUUUGGCCCCUUUCCCCUUAAAGGAUUGCUAGAGGGGGAGGGAGAGGGGGAGGCAGAGAUGGCAGCAGCGCCACAACUCAGUUGGACAUCCUAAGGAGUGAGUCGCUUUAGGAACAUGGCCCUUCUGGCCCAGCGCGAGGCCUCUGAGGAGACUGUGUCCUCAAGGCUGUGGAGGUGGCACUGCUGGCCUGCUCCUGAAGCCCCUCUGACUCUGCGGAGUUCUCAGUUCUGAAAGAAGAAAACAGGGCCAGCUCCUUAGAGACUGCACCCAUGCAGCGCGGCUGCCCAGCACCUCCAUGGCUCUCACAUGAGGGCCAGUCUCUCCCAGCCAGGCCUGCUGCUGAACUGCAGUUAGCCAGCAUGGCUUAAGGGCUCACUGCCUCCUACACACUCCAGGGGCUUCUUGGGCACACAUUCAGGUGCCCUUAGAAAGAGACCUGCUGUUCAGUGUGGGUCCAGAAAGCACUGCUUCUCCAGUGAAAACCACACAUGUACUCUAUCAGUUCUGGCCACAAAAUGGCAGCCCAAUCCACUGCUGGCCCAGCGUGUCCAAGGACACUGAACUUGCUGCACAGUGCCUGCAGCGGGGCAAGUGCAGCCUCAGGGUCUGUGGCCAGCAGGAAGGACACUGGAAAUGAAGUAUGUUCCUCACUGGAGUCUGAAGAGGAGAACCCAACCCUAGAAUCUGACCUAAGACCAGAGGAAGGAACCUGGGAAGAGGAGUCUUAGGCAGACCUAGUCCUCAGACUGGUUUAGGGUGAGAUCUCUAUUCAUCAGCCAAAGCCUAUUUCCUCAGGCGAGAGUUCCAGAAGGGAAAACACCACUCUUCGAAGCUAUGGACCCUGUUUGCUGAUGUCAACAUGCUGGUCAUGCUGCCCGUGUGCUUGUGAAGUGCAAAGGGCAGGUGCCUUGUACCUCAAAUUCCAGAGACCUCCUUGGCACAGGCCUUGCCUGACCCCGUAAUGCAGCUCACUCUGAACACGUGUAGCCUCAGCCAGGGAGAGCGUGCAUGAGCAGGAAACUGGUUUGUAGGCCUCUGGGGGCAGAGGGGGCUUGGACUUCCUUUGACCUUUUCCCUUCUUUCCCAGAUCUUCAAUAUUUUUUUGUGAUGUGACAGCUACAGGAGCUGCCCGAAGCUUUGAGUGCCUCCUUGGGUUGAG
Peromyscus californicus insignis is the source of this 4040-nucleotide messenger RNA. RefSeq names its product retrotransposon Gag like 5 (gene Rtl5). The transcript has 2 exons. NCBI's taxonomy places the organism in Eukaryota, Metazoa, Chordata, Mammalia, Rodentia, Cricetidae. The record is from RefSeq and is a predicted model, not a curated record. The coding region runs from base 388 to 2181 and encodes 597 amino acids.